This is a messenger RNA of Spizellomyces punctatus DAOM BR117, 2363 nucleotides long. RefSeq lists its product as uncharacterized. The coding region runs from base 333 to 2081 and encodes 582 amino acids. The transcript has 8 exons. Gene Ontology annotation, molecular function: syntaxin binding. Lineage: Eukaryota; Fungi; Chytridiomycota; Chytridiomycetes; Spizellomycetales; Spizellomycetaceae. The record is from RefSeq and is a predicted model, not a curated record.
AGUUGUUUUGUCGUAGUUGACAACUCGACACCAUUGCCAGGUUCUCAGCGAAUCUCUCCUUUGCCCAAGAUACCUUACUCUCACUACCCGUAAUCCUCAGUUCGUAAUUCAAACAACAAUUGAUAGGUCGUCACGAUUUCAACCUGCAACACCGCAUGCACUGCACCUCAAAACCGAACACUUGCCCACACCAGGAAUCAAAAUCUCCCAGUGCCGACUUUAUUGGCCGAAUAUUCUUUCCUUAAUUCUGCUGCGGGCUUUCAUUGCAGAUUUGUAGUUGCUGGAGUCACAGUCAUUUCUCUCCAAAUCUCGAAAUCUUUGUCGCUUUGCCAAUGCCUGUCAGUUUGCAUUCUUCGGGAAGUGAGAUAGCACAGAAUCAUACACACGAGCACACAAGCACGAUCACUGCAACAACUCCCAUAUCCUGCCGUAAGCCUCCCUCUCAGGUACCAGUUUUCUCGCCAAGUCCAAUGCAAAUGCGAAGUCAAGAGCCCAGUGGUCAGCCUGCAGUCGCACUGGCUGCCCAUGGAGUUGGAGAGAGAGGAGGCAAUCUAUCUGACGCACCAGAGGUACGGCAGGCACCGACCCAGUCUGCUCCACCUAGAGGGCAAUCCUUGCAUAAGGGUAUAAAUGGGCAGACACCAAACGGUAUACCGCCGAGUUCAGCCGUUCAUCGACAAUCCUCACCCACCAGAAGUAGUGGACCUGUCAAUACCCCUCCAUCCGCAUCUGUUACUGUCUCGCAAGCGUCAUCACCAGCAUCUAACGCAGCCGGAAUAAAAAAGGCACCAAAACCACAGAAGAAGGCACUGGCACCUGAGGAGUUAUCAUCGAUGAUCCAAUCAAAGAUCGUUCAACUGGAGACUGAGUCAACACUGGAGGAAGAGGAGGAGAAGGCUAUUGCCAAGGCGGUGAAAAAGGCGUCAAAAGAUAUCAGCCAACUCAUGGAGAACCAAACUAGUACAGAGAAACUAGAACUGAUCCAAACUAAAUAUAUGGACUUGUUCCAAGAGAACAAACGCCUGGAACGAGACCACGGAAAACUCAAACGGAAACUAGAACAAUCGAAUAAAGAGAAAGAUUCCUCAAAGGCCGAGUACACAAAGCUUCAUGCCCAAAAGCAGAAAAUUGAGGCUCUUUGUAGAGAAUUACAAAAAGAAAAUAAACGAGUAAAGGAGGAAAGCAAGCGCUUGGCCGUCAGCGAGCAGCAAAAGAGGGAAGAACUGUCUUCAAAGUUUGAAAGCACCAUUUGGGAGAUAAAAUCAAAGAUGGAGGAAGACAGCGACGAGAAGAAGCGAAGAGCAGAGGACAGUGAAAUGCUGAAGGAUAAAUUCAAAAGUUUCCUUGAGCAAUAUGAACUGCGAGAGAAGCAUUACAACUCAAUGGUGAAAUCACGGGAGAUUGAGAUCCAGCUCUUGGAGGCGAAACUUGAGCAACAACGACGUGCGACGGAGGAGGAAACUAUAAAAGGCACUGCUUUAAAGGCUCAAGUGGCGUCUUUUGUGAAGACGGAGACGGACUUGCGGAAGCAGCUGUCUAUAUAUGUGGAAAAGUUCAAGCAGGUUGAGGAGACGCUGAAUAAAAGCAAUGAGCUGUUUAUAACGUUUCGGAAAGAAAUGGAGCAGAUGACGAAAAAGACGAGGAAGCUAGAAAAAGAAAACACUGCCGCCAAACUAAAAUGUGAAAAGAUGAACAAAAAUAUAUUAGAAAUGGCGGAGGAGCGAACAAAAAAUCACAAAGCCCUAGAGAACGCUCUAGCAGGGAAAGCAAAAAUGGAAAAUCUGUGCCGUGCCCUCCAAACGGAGCGAAAUACACUUCGAAAAAGACUAUCGCAGUACGAAAGUCGAUCCCCAUCGCCAUCAGUAGGCUCACGGAAUUCAGUGAGCGGGGAUGACGAGAGAGGGAGUGGGGACACAGGGAGUGCGAAUGGAAGGGAGGUGGGGGAAGGUGAUACGGGGUCAAGCAGUAAUGAUGAAUUUUUGGAAGUUGAAAGCACUGAAGGCGAAGAGGACUUUACCGAUGAAGAAGGUCAUGGGCCGAAUGGAGUGGAUGUUGUGCAAAGUACCCCAGAAACGGCCUAAAUUUCUCAACAAGGGAGAUGGCGGGUGAUCUGCGGCGUGUUUUCGGCGUCAAGCAAGUUGUCUUUUGUGCAUUGUCGUGAAAGUUUUACGUGGGCUUGCAUGGUGGGCUUUGCACGUAGCUCUUUCUCUGGCGCUAAACACGAGUUCCGGCUGCCUAUCUCACUUGUGUACUUUUGAGACUCGCAUUAUAGUCACUUCUUUUGCACAGAUUAUUGUACAUUAUCUUUUUUUUCAUUCAAAAGUCCUAUAUCUAAAUACAGUUUUUCUUUUGGUGUUGUUUGC